Molecule: messenger RNA, 4503 nt
Organism: Closterium sp. NIES-65
Lineage: Eukaryota; Viridiplantae; Streptophyta; Zygnematophyceae; Desmidiales; Closteriaceae
Source: the annotation of a GenBank genome assembly
AUGUAUGCUGUGACUGGUAGUGAUGAGGAUGACUGUUACCGGUGUUUCCCGCCCGACCCGGGCAUUGGUACUGCCGCGUCAGGUACUAGUGAGGCUGCUGCUCUAGGUGCCAGUGCGUCUGUGCUCUCAGGUGCUGGUGAGUCUGCCCUCUCAGGUACUGUGUCGGCUUCGGCCUCUCACACCUUCACCCUUGACUCUGGAGCGUCUCGCUCCUUCUUUAGGGUCCGCACCACUCUCACGCCGCUGAGUCGGCCGGUUGCGGUGUCCCUGGCUGACCCCUCUGGGGGGCCUGUCUUGUCUCGCUUCUCCACUGUCCUCCCGUGUCCGGCGGCCCCCUCUGGCACCCUGACUGGUCUCUACCUCCCCUCGUUCUCGACGAACUUGGUGAGUGGUGCUGACCUCCAGGAUGCGGGUGUCCACCAGUUCACCCCUGCUCGUCAGCGGGUGACUCACUGCACGGAGGCGGAUACAGGUCGCCACCUGGCUACGGUCCCUUCGUCUGGUCAGGUGUUUGCUGCAGCGUCCAGGUCUGGUCCUGAGUCUGCCCCCUGCUCGUGUCGUCGUCUGUCUCACGAGACCCUCCUCUGGCACCACCGCCUUGGCCACCCCUCUCUGCUUCGGCUCAGAGGCAUGGCCUCGCGAGUCCUUGUGUCUGGUCUUCCCCGGUCUCUCCCUCCCCUUCCUCCGGGCCCUGGCCCUACCUGUGUCCCCUGUGUCGAGGGGCGCCAGCGUGCUGCCCCUCACUCCUCCCAGUUUCCUCCGACAGAGGCCCCGUUGCAGACGCUUCACAUGGACGUGUGGGGCCCAGCCCACGUCCGUGGACAGGGUCAGGAGCGCUACUUCCUGCUGGUGGUUGACGACUACUCGCGUUACACCACAGUCUUCCCCUUGCGCAGCAAGGGUGAGGUCACUGAGGUGUUGAUCGACUGGAUCCGCGCAGCUCGUCUCCAGCUUCGGAGGAGCUUUGGCUCUGACUUCCCUGUUUUGCGUCUGCACUCGGACAGAGGCGGAGAGUUCUCCUCUGGCCUCCUGAGUGCCUACUGUCGUGCGCGAGGCAUCCGUCAGACCUUCACGCUUCCGGACUCACCACAGCAGAAUGGGAUUGCUGAGCGCCGCAUUGGCAUGGUCAUGGACGUCGCUCGUACGUCCAUGAUGCAUGCGGCUGCUCCCCAUUUUCUGUGGCCGUUUGCGGUCAGGUACGCUGCGCACCAGAUCAACCUCCACCCCAGGGUCUCUCGACCGGAGACCUCCCCAGCCCUGCUGUGGACCGGGAAGGUUGGCGAUGCGUCGGCGUUCCGGGUCUGGGGAUCUCGGGCGUUUGUUCGCGACCUGUCUGCGGACAAGCUGUCCCCUCGUGCUUCUCCCUGCGUCUUCCUGGGGUUCCCCCCCGACGCCCCUGGGUGGCAGUUCUACCACCCCACCUCUCGACGUGUUCUGUCCUCCCAGGACGUCACGUUCGACGAGUCGGUACCCUACUACCGCCUCUUCCCCUACCGCAGUCCGUCCCUCCCCCCACCCCCGCUCUUCUUGGUACCAGGUCCCCCCCCGGUAGUCCCCCUCCCCCCUCAGGGUCCUGCCCCUUCAGGUGUGUCCCAGGUAGACGCGGUCGAGCCUGUCGAGGUCACUGGUGACUCUGGUGCUGCUGCGGGAGCUGAGCCUGGGGGUGCGGAGUCUGGGGGUGCUGAGCCUGGGGGUGCUGAGCCUGGGGGUGCUGAGCCUGGAGGUGCCGAGCAUGGGGGUGCUGUGCCUGGGGGUGCUGAGUCUGGGGGUGCUGCGCCUGGGGGUGCUGUGCCUGGAGGUGCUGAGCCUGGAGGUGCCGAGCCUGGGGGUGCUGUGCCUAGGGGUGCAGAGACUGGGGGUGCUGAGCCUGGGGGUGCUGAGCCUGGGGGUGCUGUGCCUGGGGGUACUUCGUCUCGCCGGGAGCCACUCUCCCCACAGGAGCUGCGUGAGUGGUUUGCCAGGCGCUGGAGGCGUGCUGCUGGUGCUGGUGGUUCUUCGGCUGCAGAGGGUACUGCUGCCGCGCGUCCCGCCGGUGCUCGUACUGUGGGUGCUGGAGCUGCUGGGUCUGAGAGUUCUCCUGGAGCUGGUACUGCUGAGGGUGUUGGCGCUGAGCCUGCCGUUUGCGGUCCGAGUGACAGUGCUCCAGGUGCUGCUGCUGGAGGUUCUGGAGCUGCUGGAGGUGCUGCUAGAGUGGGUGCUCCUGCCGGAGCUGCUGGUGCUGUUCCUGCUGUUUCUGGCAUCGCCGCGCGGCCCCGACCGUACUUCGUUCCGCUCCUGCAGCAGGUUCUUGGUCUUACACUUCCUCCUCCUCCCUUAGAGGGUCCGCAGCCUGUCCGCUCACAGCCACAGCUACAGCCUGCCUCCCCUUUGCCUGCUCCUUCUCCCUACGCUGGUCCGACUGGAGGUCUUACUGAGCGUCGUGAGCCUGCGUCUCGUCCCGUGUCGCCUGUUCGUACUGAGCGCACUAGUGGUCGCAGGUCGCGUCAGCGUCCUCCUCCUGUCCCUGGCACGCACCGGAUGUCGCUGCGUCCGUCCACUGCUCCUCUGCGUGCCCCUUUGCCUUCUCCUCCUGCUUCCUCUCUUCCUGCUCUUGCCGACCCGGAGUCGGACUCUCUUCGUGCUGCCAGUCCUACUGUCACGCGUCUCCUUGCUACUGCUGUCACUGACCCUUCCUUCGAGUCGUCUGCUGCGUCUGCCCUUGUCACUGAGCUUGUCGACUUUGCUGCGCGCUGUCGUCUAGACUACGCUGCUCGUCUUGUCACUGAGUCUGAGUCCGCCUGUCCUCCGUCCGUCGGGGGUGAGUGUGCCCUUGGCACGGACGUCCUUGAGGACAGGCAGGAGGAGUUCCAGUGUCUGGCCGCCGCUUCACCUCGUCUCGCGUCUGUACUGCUAGCCCCUGAGGGAGACCCGGAUGCACCAGACAUCCCGACUCCGUGCUCUUACGCGGAGGCGAUAGAGGGUCCCUACUCCUCUCAGUGGCAGGCACCUAUGGAUGCAGAGAUGGCUUCCUGGAAGUCCACAGGCACCUACGUUGACGCUGUUCCCCCUCCUGGGGCGAACAUCGUCAGUGGCAUGUGGAUUUUCAGGGUGAAGCGGCCGCCGGGUUCUCCGCCUGUCUUCAAGGCGCGUUACGUGGCUCGUGGCUUCAGUCAGCGGCAGGGGGUUGACUACUUUCCUACCUUCUCCCCCACCCCGAAGAUGACCACUCUUCGGGUUCUGCUGCACGUUGCUGCUCACCGUGACUACGAGCUGCACUCUCUCGACUUCAGCACAGCUUUCUUGCAGGGCAGCCUGCACGAGGAGAUCUGGCUGCGUCGCCCACCUGGCUUCACUGGGUCUUUCCCUCCUGGUACCCAGUGGAGUCUCCGGCGUCCAGUCUACGGUCUCCGUCAGGCGCCACGUGAGUGGCACGACACACUGAGGACUACGCUCGCGGCACUUGGGUUUGCUCCUUCUACUGCCGACCCGUCGCUGUUUCUGCGCACCGACACCUCUCUGCCGCCGUUCUACAUCCUCGUGUACGUCGACGACUUGGUCUUUGCCACAGCUGACACUGCUGGACUCGCCUACGUGAAGUCCGAGCUGCAGAAGAGACACACGUGCACUGACCUGGGUGAACUGCGCAGCUACCUUGGCUUGCAGAUCACCCAAGACAGAGCACGCCGCACCAUUACCCUGACUCAGUCACACAUGGUGCAGCAGGUCCUUCAGCGCUUUGGCUUCACGUACUCCUCGCCUCAGGCCACUCCUCUGCCUACUCGCCACUCGCUCUCAGCUCUGCCUUCGGAUGAGUCCGUAGAGUCGAGUGGCCCGUUUGCAGAGCUUGUUGGCUGCCUCAUGUACCUGAUGACCUGCACACGACCUGACCUCGCAUACCCUCUUAGCAUUCUCGCACGCUUUGUUGCUCCUGGGAGACACCGACCAGAGCACAUGGCUGCAGCGAAGAGGGUGUUGCGCUACUUGUGCAGUACGUCGGGCAUGGGGCUAGUGCUUGGAGGGCGCAGUCCAGUGGUCCUCACUGGGCACGCGGACGCUUCUUGGGCUGACAACCAGGCUACGCAGCGGUCGUCACAGGGUUACACCUUCAGCCUUGGUUCCGGCUCUGUUUUGUGGCGGGCUACCCGCUCGUCUUCUGUUCUCGGCUCCAGUUGUGAGGCUGAGAUCUACGCCGGGGCUAUGGCUGCACAGGAGUUACGCUGGCUCACCUACCUGUUGACCGACCUUGGAGAGCCGCCUCGUUCUCCUCCAGUCCUGUACGUAGACAACAAGGCCAUGCUGGCCUUGUGUCGAGAGCAGCGACUGGAGCACAGGACAAAGCACAUUGCUCUCCGCUACUUUCUUGCUCGUGAGCUACAGCAGCGUGGACAGUUGCGACUUGCGUACGUGGCCUCUGAGGCCAACACUGCUGAUGUCUUCACCAAGGCACUUGCGCCUUGUGAUCAUCAGCGUUGCUGCACGCAGUUGGGUCUUGUGUCUGUCUUGCCUCACUUGCUCUCCUCUUGA